AAAACUGCAGAGAACAAAGAAAGCCCUAAAGGAGUGGAGUGCUAAGUCGGUAACAGAGAUGGACAGAAGAAUAAAGGAAGCUGAAAAUAUGAUAGCCGAGAUAGAUGAGAAAGGAGAGAACAACCAGCUAUCCACAGAUGAGAUUGAAAUGAGGAGAAGCAGCUUUCUUGAUUUGUGGAAGAAUUUAAGAAUCAAGGAGAGGAUGUCGCAACAAAAAUCAAGGAAGAUGUGGCUAAAAGAAGGAGAUGCGAAUACAAAAUUCUUUCACAAUUGCAUCCAAGGAAGGUGGAGAAGAAGUGAAAUAAAUUAUGUACAGAUAGAUGGUGAACAGUUCACUAGGGUGACAAAAAUUAAAGAAGAGGUGGCUAAAUAUUUCCAAACAUUGUUCACAGAAGAAAGAUGGAAGAGACCAAAGCUAGAUGGGGUUAGCUUCAAGCAAGUAUCACAAGCGGAUAACGAGCUUCUCAAGAGAGUAUUUUCAGAAGUGGAAGUUAAAGAAGCAAUAUGGGAUUGCGAUUCUUCCAAAUCUCCAAGCCCAGAUGGAUUCAAUUUCAGAUUCAUUAAAGAGAUGUGGGAAGAUAUAAAGCCGGAGGUAGUUGCUUUCAUUCAGGAGUUUCACAAACAUGGUAGAAUUGUCCGUGGAUCCAAUGCAUCCUUCAUUGUGUUAAUCCCAAAGACAGAAAACCCCCAGAGAAUUGAAGAGUAUAGACCCAUUUCUCUUAUAGGGGUCAUGUACAAGAUCAUAGCAAAGCUGUUAGCGAACAGGUUGCGAAAGGUGCUACCCAAGGUUAUCGGGGAGCAGCAGAUGGCAUUUAUUGGGGGUAGACAAUUAGUGGAUGGUGUUAUCAUUGCAAAUGAAGUCAUUGAUGAGGUCAAAAGGAAGAAGAAGAAUUGCUUCAUAUUUAAAGUAGACUUUGAGAAAGCUUAUGACAAAGUAUGCUGGGAAUUUAUGGAUUACAUGAUGAUGCGGCUAGGAUUCAAUGAAACUUGGAGGAAAUGGAUAUUGGAGUGCCUAAGAUCAAGUUUGGUUUUUGUUCUAAUUAAUGGUAGUCCAACAAAUCAAUUCUCGGUUAGCAAAGGCAUACGACAAGGAGACCCGCUAUCGCCAUUUCUUUUCUUGAUAGUGGUAGAAGGGUUGAAUGGUUUAGUGGCCUCGGCAGUGGAAAAAGGAAUAUAUAAAGGAGUGAGGGUAGGGAAUGAAGGUGUCAUGGUGUCACAUUUACAAUUCGCGGAUGACACGGUAUUUUUCGAGGAGGCAACAAAAGAUAACAUAAAAGUGGUGAAGGCUAUUAUGAGGACCUUCAAGCUGGCUUUAGGACUAAAGAUCAAUUUCGGAAAAAGCCAUUUAAUGGGGAUGGGAGUAGCGGAGAGUUGGCAAACAAAAAUGGCAUACAAAUUGCACUGUAAAAAAGGGGAACUUCCAUUUAAAUACCUGGGAAUCCCAAUUGGGGGGAACAACAGAAAGAAAUCAAUGUGGCAGUCAAUGGUACAAUUAGUUGAGAAGAAACUAGCUAGCUGGAAGGGCUGAUACCUUUCUAUGGGAGGUCGUAUCACGCUCAUCAAUUCAGUGUUAUCUUCUCUGCCCGUGUUCCUAAUGUCAACCUACUUAAUCCCAAAAUGUGCACUCCUUUCAAUUGAUAAAAUUCAUAGACGUUU
This is a messenger RNA of Rubroshorea leprosula, 1656 nucleotides long. The record is from the annotation of a GenBank genome assembly. Lineage: Eukaryota; Viridiplantae; Streptophyta; Magnoliopsida; Malvales; Dipterocarpaceae.